Molecule: messenger RNA, 1542 nt
Organism: Tarenaya hassleriana
Lineage: Eukaryota; Viridiplantae; Streptophyta; Magnoliopsida; Brassicales; Cleomaceae
Product: AT-hook motif nuclear-localized protein 14-like
Exons: 6
Coding region: 69-1205 (378 amino acids)
Molecular function (GO): minor groove of adenine-thymine-rich DNA binding
Source: RefSeq, a predicted model, not a curated record
GGAAAAGAAAAUAUGAAAAAAAAAUCCCUAAUUCUCUCUCUCUAGAUUUUUGCUCUCUCUAAAAAGGAAUGGAACCCAACGAAAGCCAUCACCAGCAACAUCAGCAUCUCAGUCCUCCCUACUACCACCACCACCACAGCCUCAGCCUCCAUCACCAUCACCCGACCACCGAUGGAACCGCCGCAACCGCCGCCGCGGUUCCAUCCUCCCACAAUGGGAUUUUGUCGCCGCCGCCGCCGAACGACGGGUCAUCCCUUGUCGUGUACCCUCAUUCGGUGCCGUCAUCGGCGAUGACGGCGCCGAUUGAGCCGGCGAAGAGGAAGAGAGGGCGACCGAGGAAGUACGGAACGCCGGAGCAAGCCCUAGCGGCUAAGAGAAUGGCGUCUUCUGGGAGCGGCUCGUCUGCGAGGGAGAGGAGGGAACAUGCGGCUGCGGCUGCCGGAGUUACGACGUCAUCUAAUUCUGGGUCUUCGAGAAAAUCUCAGUCGAGUUCUGUCGGAAAAACUGGGCAAAGCUUUACUCCACAUAUUGUUAACAUAGCUGCCGGCGAGGAUGUGGCCCAAAAAAUUGUGCUUUUUGCACAACAAAGCAAACAUGAAUUAUGCGUUCUUUCUGCGUCGGGCACCAUCUCUAAUGCAUCCUUGCGCCAACCGGCUUUAUCUGGAGGCAUCGUAUCUUAUGAGGGUCAAUAUGAGAUUGUCUCACUGUGUGGAUCAUAUAUUCGGGCAGAGCUUGGAGGUAAAAGUGGCGGUCUUAGUGUCUGUUUAUCUAGCUCGGAUGGUCAGAUCAUCGGUGGAGGAGUUGGGGGGCACCUAAUAGCUGCUGGCCCAGUUCAGGUGAUUCUCGGUACAUUUCAGCUUGACAGAAAGAAGGAUGCGAGUAGUGGUGUGAAGGGUGAUGCUUCUAGCAGUGGAAGCAGGUUGCCCUCUCCUGCUGGCAACUCGUUGAUGCUUGGCAUUGGCUUCCGGUCUGGUAUGGAAUCAUCGGAAAGAAAUCCAAUGAGGGGAGAUGAUCAUCAUCAUCAAACCGCCAUGGGCGCUCAUUUCAUGAUUCAAACACCCCAGGGCGUGCACAUGACGCAUUCUCGGCCUUCCGAGUGGGGAACCAGCGGCCAUGAUGGUAGGAGCAGUGCCGGUUAUGAUUUAUCAGGAAGGAUGGGAAACGGGCCACAGGAAAACAGAGGCUACGAGCAGAUGCCAGAUUAGGACUGGGGACGACGAGAGUAGGGCUUUAGGUGGAAACGGAAAAUGGAGGAAGAACUAAAAAAGGAAAGAGGACAUUUUAUGAUCAUGUCUGAAGAUCUUCUCUUCAGAAAGACAAGACAGGACGGCACAGAAGAACUCUUCUCUUCUUUUUUCUUUUCAGUUGUAAUAUAACUUCAGUUCACACCCUUUUCGCUUCUUCCUCUGUUUCAUCUUUCUUUUAAUCAUUUUUCUCUUUUUUGUCUUUUCCUUUUCUCUGUAAUAUAACUUCACACCAACUGUUUGUUUAUGGUAAUUUCAGACUUCAGUUAUGCCUGAACAAAGGCUGAUUUUUUUUUUU